AUGGCAUCCCGCAGGUCGAGAUCUCCAUCGACUCCCUCAGAGGGUGAGAUUGUCGAAUCAGGUUCAGAGACGAAGAAGGCAACUACGUCGCAGAAUUCCGUUAAUGACAACAUUGUUAACCGUCGCGCCAGACUCAGUCCGUCGGACUCUGCCUCUUCCAGCAGCUCGGCCGGGAGACGUCGGUCUCGAUCGCGUUCGCCUUAUCAUCGACGCGGUGAGAAGCGUCGACGGUACGAUGAUUAUGACAACGACCAACGAUACUAUCGCGGUGGGUCACAUCACGCUCGCUACGAGUCGAGAUCUUCCGACUACGAUCGCCCGGGUUAUGACGCCUCCCGGCGCCGCAGGCCUUAUCAUGACUAUGAUCGGGACGACGGCUACAGCGGCGGGCUCCGGUACACAGACGAUUAUGAAAGGCGCGACAAGCGGCAGAGGACGCGGAGCCGGUCGCCUGCAAUUCGCGAUACACGAAGGCCCAAGAAAUAUGAUGAUUCGGAUGUAAAGGAGUCGCCCAGGGUGACUUUUGCAGAACAGUCAGUGAGCGAACGGGGGAAACCCCCAGCGGUCGCUCAAAGUGUGAAAGUAGAAACUGAACGAGAGCAUCAGGUGCAGGCUCCUAGCUCCAAGGAGGCUCAGAAAAUGCAUGAGUCGGCAGAUCAAACUCCCGAAGAACCGGCAGAGCCCGUGGAUGAGGCUGCGCGUCUCGAAGCUCGACGGAAGCGGCGCGAAGCUAUCAAAGCCAAAUAUCGGACCCAGGACGAUCUACGUAUACAAGCAUUACACCAAGGAGCCGGUUCGCAGCCGACUCCGGGUACUCCGGGUACUCCGAUGAGCAUGACCGACUCGCCAAUGUCUCCCGUUGUGGAAACUCCAAACGAAACCCCUGGAUCUGAAUUUACAGUCACCAAAGAUGAGGAUCUUGCUAAUGGUAACCAGCCCAUGAAUGGGACCGAGAAAGACGAGCCGUCGGCAGCAGACUACGAUCCUACGCAGGAUAUGCGAGAAGAACGCCAGAGGCAUGACCAGAGAAAUUUGGAAGACGAAGUAUCGGCAACUGCAUACGACGAAACCGAGGCUACUACGCAAGAUGUUCUCAUCCCCGAUUCUCCGCGACCUGCUCCGGCCAACGAUGGGUAUGACAUGUUUGCAGAGGACGAUGACGAUAUGUUUGCACCAGAGACAGAAGGAAAGCCAGCACAUGCCAGCGCACAGGCGAUCCCCAAGGCACAGGAACUCGAUAUGACCAUGCUAGACAAUUGGGACGAUCCCGAGGGAUACUACAAUGUCCGACUGGGUGAGUUGAUCAACGGACGAUAUCACGUCCACCAGAUUCUCGGCAAGGGUAUGUUUUCAUCGGUGGUACGGGCUACGGAUUCCAAGACAGACAAGCAUGUGGCAAUCAAGAUUAUUCGACAAAAUGAUACGAUGCGAAAAGCGGGGCUGAAGGAGAUACAGAUUCUUGAGCAGCUACUGGCGAGUGACCCGGAGGAUAAGAAACACGUCAUCCGGUUUGAGCGGUCCUUUGAUCACAAGGGCCACCUGUGCAUGGUGUUUGAAAACCUCAGCAUGAACUUGCGAGAAGUUUUGAAAAAGUUUGGACGCGACGUGGGGCUGAACCUCCGUGCUAUUCGGGCGUAUGCACAACAGAUGGUUUUAGGAUUGAGUCUUUUACGCAAGUGUGGGAUCUUACACGCGGACAUAAAGCCGGACAAUCUACUGGUGAAUGAGGGUCGGAGUGUGCUAAAGGUGUGCGAUCUGGGAUCUGCAUCGCCGGCGUCAGAGAACGAGAUCACUCCAUACCUGGUGAGUCGGUUCUACCGGGCGCCGGAGAUUAUACUAGGGAUUCCGUACGACUACGCGAUUGAUAUGUGGUCUGUGGGGUGCACGUUGUACGAGCUGUACACCGGCAAGAUCCUAUUCACGGGACGCAACAACAAUCAGAUGCUACGGUCAAUCAUGGAAUGCCGGGGCAAAUUCCCGCCGAAACUACUACGCAAGGGCUCACUGGCAUCGAUGCACUUUGACGAGAUGCUCAACUUCCACAGUACGGAGGAGGACAAGAUCACGGGACGGGUGGUAACGAAAAUGCUUGAUUUCAAAAAGCCAACGCGCGACCUCAAGUCCCGGCUGAUGGGGAAGGGAGCAAAAGGCAUGGACGAGAGCGAGGCUCGCGAGGUUGCGCAAUUUGUGGAUUUGCUGGAUCGGUGUCUGAGCCUGAAUCCGGAGAAGAGGUGUACGGCGGUGGAGGCGUUGAAGCAUCCGUUUAUGGCGCGGCGCUCGGGCAAGGCACCAGCCGAAGGGGGAGGUCUGGGCUUGUUGGUGGUGGAGACGCAAGUGAGCUCAGAUGAUCUGAGGAGAUUGACUAACAAUUUCGACUGGAGAACCACCAUGAUGUACCAUCCCACCAUGCUGCCGACGCCACCUGCGUCGCCACCACUGCUCCGCUGCUAUGCCCCAGAGGACCGUUUGGGAAUGCUACUUGCCAACCGUCUGGAGCUGACCAGCAUUCUUGGCGUCGGUGCCUAUGGAGUCGUCUACACUGCCGUCGACAUUCAAACCCAGGUCCCCUAUGCCGUAAAGGCCCUGAACAAGACCGGACUCGACGCCCGACAGCGCAAGUUCCAGCAGCGUGAAAUCAGUCUCCACCACCAGGCCAGCCGACACCCUAAUGUUGUCUCUCUCGUCCGCAUCAUGGAUUCCGUGGAUUGUACCUUUGUUGUUAUUGAGUUUUGUCCCGAGGGUGAUCUCUUUACCAGUAUCACGGAGCGCGGCCAGUUUGUCGGAAACGACCCAUUAGCCAAGCGUGCCUUUCUUCAGAUCCUGGAUGCCGUUCAGUUUUGCCACUCCAUUGGAAUCUACCACCGCGACCUGAAGCCGGAGAACAUCCUCGUCGCUGACGGUGGCAUGACCGUCAAGCUCGCCGACUUUGGCCUGGCUACCACCGAGUGCUAUACCACGGACUUUGGCUGUGGAUCGACCUUUUACAUGUCGCCAGAAUGCCAGCAGACAAACCCUCGACCAUGCUCGGGCUAUGUGUCCCCUAUCAAUGACGUCUGGAGCCUGGGUGUCAUCCUGGUCAACCUGACCUGCGGCCGCAACCCUUGGAAACGCGCUUCCACAGAGGACACAACUUUCCGUGCAUACCUAAAGGACCCAGAGUUUCUGCGAUCCAUCCUGCCCGUGUCCUCGGAGCUGAAUGUUAUUCUGCGCCGCAUUUUUGAAUGCGACCCUGCGAAGCGUAUUACCAUACCGGAGCUGCGUCAGUUGAUUCUGGAAUGCCCUCGCUUUACCGUUCCUGCCGUCCCUAGGAAGUCUGGACACCCCGAGGAGCUGCCUCCAUGCAUCUUUUACCCAUAUGCCCAGGGACCCCCUGCGGCUUUGCUGUAUUCUCAGUACUCGGACUCUGCCAUUUCGGACACUUCGCUCACCGACAACGAAACCAUCUCGUCUGUCUCGUCCAACUCGGACUAUGCCUCGGAGAGCGAAGUCGAUGGCUUCACUGUUGUUGAUCCACAGGUUUCUGCUGAUUUCUGGGACGUUCCUGGUCAUAUGCCUGGUACCGCUGGCAAGUUUGCGCUUCCUAACCAAAUGGUACCGGUGUAUUAA
This is a messenger RNA of Talaromyces rugulosus, 3606 nucleotides long. RefSeq lists its product as uncharacterized. Lineage: Eukaryota; Fungi; Ascomycota; Eurotiomycetes; Eurotiales; Trichocomaceae. The transcript has 6 exons. The coding region runs from base 1 to 3606 and encodes 1201 amino acids. Gene Ontology annotation, biological process: mRNA cis splicing, via spliceosome; peptidyl-serine phosphorylation; peptidyl-threonine phosphorylation. The record is from RefSeq and is a predicted model, not a curated record. Gene Ontology annotation, molecular function: protein serine/threonine kinase activity; ATP binding.